Stegastes partitus (bicolor damselfish) is the source of this 1117-nucleotide messenger RNA. It is a transcript of the gene tatdn1, whose product is annotated as TatD DNase domain containing 1. Gene Ontology annotation, cellular component: cytosol. The record is from RefSeq and is a predicted model, not a curated record. The transcript is spliced from 12 exons. Bases 2 to 946 code for a protein of 314 amino acids. NCBI's taxonomy places the organism in Eukaryota, Metazoa, Chordata, Actinopteri, Pomacentridae. Gene Ontology annotation, molecular function: 3'-5'-DNA exonuclease activity.
UAUGGUAUUGGCGAGAGCCGCAUGUGUGGUUCUUUUUAGAAACAUUAACACCAUGGCACAGCACAGAUUCAUUGAUAUUGGUGUGAACCUGACAGAUCCCAUGUUCAGAGGUCUCUACAGAGGGAAGCAGAAACAUGACGAUGACUUCAGCCAGAUCAUCGACAGAGCUCUACAGGUCGGAGUCGAAAAGUUCAUGAUCACAGGAGGAAACCUUGAAGACAGCAAGGAAGCUCUGAAACUAGCAGAGACCAGAGAUGAGUUCUACUGCACGGUCGGCUGCCAUCCCACCCGCUGCCGUGAGUUUGAGCAGAAUGGAGAAACUGAGUACUUCUCGGGGCUGAGGGAGCUGGCAGCAGCGCACAGAGGGAAGGUGGUGGCCGUCGGAGAGUGUGGAUUAGAUUUUGACAGGUUGGAAUUUUGCCCAAAAGAGACUCAGCUCAAAUACUUUGAGAAGCAGUUUGACCUGGCGGAGGAGACCAAGCUGCCCAUGUUCCUCCACUGCAGAAACUCUCAUCAGGAGUUCAUCGACAUCAUGAAGAGAAACCGAGACCGAUGUGUUGGUGGAGUGGUGCACUCUUUUGACGGAACGCCUGAAGACGCUGCUGCUCUCAUUGAGAUGGACCUCUACAUUGGAAUAAAUGGAUGUUCCUUGAAAACAGAAGCCAAUAUUGAAGCGAUGAAGUCUAUCCCCACUGAGAGGCUCAUGAUCGAAACAGAUGCUCCGUGGUGUGGCGUGAAGAACACUCAUGCAGGCUCCAAACAUGUUAAAACUACAUUUCCCACAAAGAAGAAAUGGGAGGCAGGACACUGUCUGAAGGACAGGAAUGAGCCCUGUCACAUCAUACAAGUUCUGGAGGUGAUGGCAGCUGCGAGGGAAGAGGAUGCACUGGAACUGGCCAACACAAUCUACAACAACACCAUCAAAGUCUUCUUCAGCUCGAGCUGAUAACAGAUGAGACUGACCGAUAUACCCUUAGUGUACUUAAAUGUAAAUGUGUCUGUUUGUGUGUAUGACUGUUGGAAUGAUAGGUUCAUGGGUGAAACUUUUUAAUUUUGAAAAGUCAAACUACUUCCAAUCUGUCUUAUUCUGAAAUAAAUAAAUAAUAAUAAUAGAAAA